AUGCCACAGUGGUCAUAUCUCACCAAGCCCCUAGGCAGUCUCGAUCUGCCUCAGGAGAUACUUUUGUUGAUUACAAAGGCGAUGCCUCUCCAGGACCGCUCUAAGCUCUCGCAGACCUGCAUGUCUGCAUACUUGCGCCUCGGGGAUAGCAUUAAAACGGAGAAGGCCCAACUAUUUUCCCAAUUCCUGCCUUCCAGGCAGGAAUUCGAUAAACAUGGCUGGUCAUGGAUGGAUACCAAUGCAGUCAUCGGAAGGGACAGACCAAAACACGGCUGCAAUGAUACCAAGAUCGAUGGCUUCGCCAAUUUUGUUGUUGCUUUUGGCAUCUUGGAUGUCGUGCAGGCCUGUCUAGAUGCAGGUGUGGAUUUCAAUCGAACAUAUGAGAAGACGAAGGAGUCUGUGGCACAUUACCUGGCCCUACACAUUCCCACAGAGCUAUUCGACCUAUUAGCACCGCAUCUUACAUUUGAGACUAUGACGAAGGUCUCAGCUGCUCGCAGGACGCCACUGCAAGUCGCACUGGGACGAGAACAAGAUGAUAAUGACUAUAUUUUACCGUUUAUCCACGCCAUCAAAGAGGGAUCUCCAGGUAUGGUGGUAUUACUCUACAGGAGAGAUACGAAGCAUCCCACUUUGGAAUGGAACCCCGGGAGACUGUUUUCACCUUCGGCAUACGCCAUGGCUCUUGUCCGCGGGAACCACGGGAUCGUGAACUACCUAGAGCGUCUCAUUGAGAGCGACAGCAACGACCCUCAAAUGCCAUACAUACCGGAGAAUGAUAUACAUUCCGACAUGGCACGCAAGAUAAUGGAGGUUAUGUCAAAAACCCAGCACUGGGACGAGCAUAUUUUUGGUGAUAGACUCAAGUUCGACCUCAUCAAUCAAAUCGCGUUGCAUAUUCCUCCCUUGGCAGGGGCAGAUUUAGAUUCCCCUUGUAUCUGCGAGCUUGUCGAAAAAGCUCAACAUAUUCGUCCAGACAAACAGGCUAUGCUCUCUAGGAGACAGAGACUCAUUAAGGCGUUAGAACACUUCCCUCGACAUGAAUGCGACAUUUGUUCGAAGAUACGACAAUACUGGCGUGUCAUACAGGGAAGGCCGUUCUGCGUCUACUGCACACGGUUAGGAGAGGGAGGUGAUCCUGAAAUAAGGAUAUUUUUCUUGCAGACCUCGGAGGUGGUCCUUCACCAUCACAUAACGAACCAAGCACGCAUACAGAGGGACCCUUACAUCAAGCGACUGAAAAGCUCAAAGUCGAAGCGAGUACCUCCUACCAUUAAUGAUAGAGAAAACCAGCUUAAAGAGACUUUGAGCAAGUUUUGUAGCUUGGUAAGGGAAAAUGUUGAUAAUGAUGAGAUGGACCGACUCUUUUUGGUCUUCUUGCGUCUUCUUCGAUUCUAG
Penicillium vulpinum is the source of this 1398-nucleotide messenger RNA. RefSeq lists its product as uncharacterized. Lineage: Eukaryota; Fungi; Ascomycota; Eurotiomycetes; Eurotiales; Aspergillaceae. Bases 1 to 1398 code for a protein of 465 amino acids. The transcript has 4 exons. The record is from RefSeq and is a predicted model, not a curated record.